Messenger RNA from Plasmodium knowlesi strain H, 774 nucleotides. Its product is annotated as cleavage and polyadenylation specificity factor subunit 5, putative. The record is from RefSeq and is a predicted model, not a curated record. Gene Ontology annotation, molecular function: mRNA binding. Lineage: Eukaryota; Apicomplexa; Aconoidasida; Haemosporida; Plasmodiidae. Gene Ontology annotation, cellular component: mRNA cleavage factor complex. Bases 1 to 774 code for a protein of 257 amino acids. The transcript has a single exon.
AUGCUCACGCCAACGGCCAGCCACGCGGGACAGGGGAGUCCCGCCAAUCCAACCAACAAUGACAAUAAUGAUAACCAUGACAACCCCGCCAACGCGGCGAACCGAGAAGUUAAGGGCGAGUGGUUGGUGUAUCCCCAAGCCAACUACGAGUUUAAUAUCGUAGAAAAACUGAAGAGCAAAUUUAUCAUGGAUACAGACAAAAUCAAGAAACGAAUAAACGCAUACAACCAAGAUGGAAUCAGAAACUCAGCACUCGCCAUUAUCCUUUGUCACAGGUAUGAGUAUCCACACCUACUGUUGCUACAAAAUAUAGAAAGCCAAACGUACCACCUCCUAAGUGGAAAAUACAAAUCGUGGGAAAAGCCGAGGGAAGUAUUAAAAAAAAAAUUACAAAAAUACGUAAACCAAAUUAGGGAUAUGCAUUUCGGGACUAGCCAUUUUAAUACGGAGGAGAAAGAAACCGAGGAUCCCAUCGAAAUUGGAGAAUUCCUGGGUGAGUGGUGGAAAACUCAAUUCAACUCCGUCUACCUUCCAUACUUACCUGCUCAUAUAACGAGACCGAAGGAAUACAUACGGUUAUAUCAAGUCACACUAACCUCCAGGUGCAUUUUUCAUUUGCCUCCUGGGUUUACUCUAAAGGCUUUGCCCCUCUUCGACCUGAGCACCUGUGGAGUGGCCAUCGGCGGUCUGACAAGUGUUCUCUCCCGGUUUAAGCUCCACUGCAUGGUGCCGGUAGAAGAGGAGGAGGAGGGAGGAGGAGGACAGGACGAAUAG